UCAGAGAAGAGGCAGCUCUCAGGACAGCAACCUUCACCGCUGCAUCAGGAGGUGAUCGUGGAUCCCUAAUCGACAAUUUUGCCUUUUGAAUAACGAGUUGGCCGCCUUCUGGACUCGGUUUAGGCUGAUGGAUUAAAUAACCGCUUCAGAGCGCCUUCCUCCUUUUUCUCUUCACACCUGAGGCUGCUGCACUUAUUAAACAUGCAGGAUGCACACAAACAUGUGUGAAGGAUUUUCAUGUUGCGUUGCUCACCCUUGGGAAUAACAGCGGAGCUUUCAAACAGGAAGGUUAAAUAAAGUGAUCAGCUUCCCUGGAAGUCCUUGGCAGCGUUUGUGCUUUUUCCUAUUUUUUUUCCCCCUGUUAUGGGUGUUACUCUAUGAUCGUGUGAGCGUGGAGUUGCCAGCCGGGAGAGUCAGGACUGAGGGGGAGCAGUGCCACUCUGGAACAUGGUGCCUCAUUGCUGUUCAGCCACGGUCCUGGUGCUGGUAGCGGCGGGGCUGGGCUGCCUGGUGCUGUCCUCACAGGCCGACAGCUUGCCAAGUUUCAUAAAAUCCCCGGAGGACCAAAUAGGGAUUUCGGGAGGGGUGGCGUCUUUUGUGUGCCAGGCAGCUGGUGAACCCAAACCGAGGAUCACAUGGAUGAAAAAGGGGAAAAAAGUCAGCUCUCAGCGGUUCGAGGUGAUUGAAUUUGAUGAUGGGUCAGGGUCUGUCCUCCGAAUCCAGCCCCUGCGGACGCACAGGGACGAGGCGAUUUACGAGUGUACAGCCACAAACAGCAUGGGAGAGAUCAACACCAGUGCCAAACUCACAGUUCUGGAAGAGAACCAGAUACCUCACGGGUUCCCCACCAUUGACAUGGGUCCUCAGCUGAAGGUGGUAGAGAGGACGCGGACAGCCACCAUGCUGUGCGCCGCCAGUGGGAACCCUGACCCCGAAAUCUCCUGGUUUAAAGACUUCCUGCCCGUAGACAUAGCUGGCAGCAAUGGGAGAAUCAAACAGCUGCGCUCAGGAGCCCUGCAGAUCGAGAACAGCGAGGAGUCCGACCAAGGGAAGUACGAGUGCGUGGCCACCAACAGCGCGGGUACACGCUACUCCGCCCCCGCCAACCUCUACGUGCGAGUCCGCCGCGUCCCUCCCCGCUUCUCCAUCCCCCCCACCAACCACGAGGUGAUGCCGGGCGGCAGCGUGAACCUGACCUGCGUGGCGGUGGGCGCCCCCAUGCCCUACGUGAAGUGGAUGGCCGGCGUGGUGGAGCUGACCAAGGAGGACGAGAUGCCGGUGGGCCGCAAUGUGCUGGAGCUGACCAACAUCCGCGAGUCUGCCAACUACACCUGCGUGGCCAUCUCCUCCCUGGGCAUGAUCGAGGCCACGGCGCAGAUCUCGGUCAAAGCCUUGCCAAAGCCCCCGACAUCCCUGAUAGUGACCGAGACCACCGCUACCAGCGUCACUCUGACGUGGGACUCUGGGAACUCCGAGCCCGUCACCUACUACGUGAUCCAGUACAAGGCCAAGUCCUCCGAGUCUGGCUUUCAGGAAGUGGACGGGGUGGCAACCACUCGGUACAGCAUCGGGGGCCUGAGCCCUUACUCCGAGUAUGAGUUCCGGGUGAUGGCGGUCAACAACAUCGGGCGGGGCCCCCCGAGUGACAUUGUGGACGCACGCACCGGGGAGCAGGCCCCCUCCUCGCCCCCCUUGCACGUCCAGGCCCGCAUGCUGAGUGCCAGCACCAUGGUGGUGCAGUGGGAGCCCCCCGAGGAGCCGAAUGGGCAGAUCCGCGGCUACAGGGUCUACUACACCACCAGCCUGCAGUCGCCUCUGAACACCUGGCAGAAGCACAACACCGAUCACAGCCGCCUCACCACCAUCCCCAACCUCACCCCCGACACCACCUACAGCAUCCGGGUGCUGGGCUUCACGUCCGUGGGAGACGGCCCCCCCUCCGACGUGCUCCAGGUCAAGACUCAGCAGGGCGUCCCAGCCCAGCCCUCCAGCUUCGAAGCCGAAGCGGAACUGGACACGAGAAUCUUGCUGACGUGGUUGUGGCCCGUGCAGGAGUCCAUCACCAAGUAUGAGCUGAAGUACUGGGAAGCAAGCUCUCCCAAUAAGGAGAUCCAUGUUACCUUCAAUCCUACUGGGUCCUAUGCAGUUGAGGGCCUGAAGCCAGACACGCUGUACAGGUUCUCUCUUGCUGCCCGCUCAGAGAUGGGUCUGGGUGUGUACACGCAGCCGAUUGAGGCCCGCACUGCACAAUCCACCCCCUCCGCACCCCCUCAGGAUGUGCAGGCGGUCAGCCUGAGCUCUACCAGUAUCAAGGUGAGUUGGGUGGCGCCCCCUGCUGGGAGCCGCCAUGGAGCCAUUGCCCAGUACACCGUCGCCUAUCAGGCUGUGACCGGGGAGGACGCCGAGAAACAUGAGGUGACAGGGCUAGCGCCAGAGGCCUCCAGCUAUGUCCUGGAUGGCCUGGAGAAGUGGACGGAGUAUCGGGUGUGGGUGCGAGCUCACACAGACGUGGGGCCGGGACCGGAGAGCCUCCCAGUGCAUGUGCGAACCAACGAGGAUGUGCCAGGCGCACCCCCCAGGAAAGUGGAAGUGGAGGCGGUCAACUCCACUGCCAUCCGCGUGACGUGGAAAGCCCCCCUCUCCACCAAGCAGCACGGCCAGAUCCGGGGGUAUCAGAUUAUCUACUCGCGGCUGGAGAACGGCGAGCCCCGAGGACAGCCCAAUAUCAUGGACGUCGCGCUGCCCGAGGCGCAGUGGAAAGUUGAGGAGACUACGGACUAUGAGGCAAUUAUAACUGGACUUCAGUCAGAAACCACGUACUCUGUUACAGUAGCAGCAUACACAACGAAGGGGGAUGGAGCACGCAGCAAGGCCAAAGUGAUCACCACUACCGGUGCUGUGCCAGGCAAGCCAAGCAUGAUGAUCAGCACCACUGUAGGAAAUACGGCUCUGAUCCAGUGGCAGCCGCCCAAGGAGAUGGUGGGCGAGCUGAUCGGGUACCAGCUGCAGUACAAGCGGGUUGAGGAGGAAUCGUACAUUGUUAGAGACUUCAAGAAGACCGACGACCACUACACUGUCACGGGGAUGCACAAGGGAGCCACCUACAUCUUCAAGCUGUGUGCCAAGAACAGGGCAGGCAACGGAGAGGAGUUUGUGAAGGAAAUCACGACCCAAGAGGACGUGCCCAGCGGCUUCCCCCAAAAUCUACGAGUGGUGGGGCUCACCACCUCCACCACUGAGCUGGCCUGGGAGCCUCCGUUGCUGUCGGAGCGCAAUGGGAAGAUUGUGCAGUACAUCGUGGUCUACAGGGACAUCAACAGCCAGCAGAACCACACCAACAGUACCUCCGACACCUACAUCACCAUCAGCGGCCUGCGGCCCGACACGACCUACGACAUCCGUGUAAGAGCCUUCACCAGCAAAGGUGCCGGCCCCAUCAGCCCCAGCAUCCAGAGCAGGACCAUGCCUGUGGAGCCAGUGUUUGCCAAGAGCUUCCAAGUGAAAGCUGUGAUGAAGACCUCAGUGCUGUUGACUUGGGAAGUGCCGGAGUCCUAUAAGUCUCAAGUUCCUUUCAAGAUCCUUUACAACCAGCAGAGUGUGGAGGUGCAGGGCAAGCUGAAGCGAAAGCUGAUCACCAAGCUGCAGCCCGACACCGACUACUCCUUCGUGCUGAUGAGCCGGGGCAACAGCGCGGGGGGCCUGCAGCAGGUGGUGUCCAUCCGCACCGCGCCCGACUUGCUCAAAUCCAAGCCGGUCAUCUACAGGGGGCAGGAGGAGGACGGCAAGCUCACCCUAGAGAAAAGAGACUCUAAGACGUUUGCGGCCAGCCCUUACUCAGACCCCAUAACGGUGGAGGUGGUCAACAGGAUGCCGAGACAGCCGGAGGAGCCGGAGAUGUUGUGGGUGAUGGGGCCGGUCUUGGCCGUCAUCCUCAUCAUCAUCAUUGUCAUCGCCAUCCUGCUGUUUAAGAGGAAGCGGGCCUCUCCAUCGCCCAAGGAUGACCACUCCGGGGGGGUGAAGGACUCCCUGCUGGCCCACUCCUCCGACCCCGUGGAGAUGCGGAGGCUCAAUCAUCAGACCCCAGGCAUGAGAGAGCACCCUCCCAUCUCUGUCUCUGACCUCGCCGACCACAUUGAGAGGCUUAAGGCCAACGACGGAUUACGCUUCUCCCAAGAGUACGAGUCUAUUGACCCUGGGCAGCAGUUCACCUGGGAGAAUUCCAACCUGGAGGUGAACAAACCAAAGAACCGCUAUGCAAAUGUUAUCGCCUACGACCAUUCCCGUGUCAUCCUGACUUCUGUCGAUGGUGUGCCAGGCAGCGACUACAUCAACGCCAACUACAUUGAUGGGUAUCGCAAGCAGAAUGCCUACAUCGCCACCCAGGGCCCACUGCCCGAGACCCUGAGCGACUUCUGGCGCAUGGUGUGGGAGCAGCGGACCAACACCAUCAUCAUGAUGACCCGGCUGGAAGAGAAGUCCAGGGUGAAAUGUGACCAGUACUGGCCGAGCCGAGGCACCGAGACCUACGGCAUGAUCCAAGUCACGAUGCUGGACACUGUAGAACUGGCUACCUAUAGCGUCCGCACUUUUGCUCUCUACAAGAAUGGCUCCAGCGAAAAGAGGGAGGUGAGGCAGUUCCAGUUCAUGGCCUGGCCAGACCACGGCGUGCCCGAGUACCCCACGCCCAUCCUGGCCUUCCUGCGCAGAGUGAAGGCCUGCAACCCUCCCGACGCCGGGCCCAUGGUGGUGCACUGCAGCGCGGGGGUUGGGCGGACGGGCUGCUUCAUCGUGAUUGACGCCAUGCUGGAGCGCAUGAAGCACGAGAAGUCCGUGGACAUCUACGGCCACGUGACCUGCAUGCGCUCCCAGAGGAACUACAUGGUGCAGACGGAGGACCAGUACAUCUUCAUCCACGAGGCUCUUCUGGAGGCAGCCACCUGCGGCAACACGGAGGUCCCAGCGCGCAACCUGUACGCCCACAUCCAGAAGCUGACCCAGGUCCCUCCGGGGGAGACGGUCACCUCCAUGGAACUGGAGUUCAAGAGACUGGCCAACUCCAAAGCACACACCUCCCGGUUCAUCAGUGCCAACCUUCCCUGCAACAAGUUCAAAAACCGGCUGGUCAACAUCAUGCCCUUCGAGUCGACCCGGGUGUGUCUGCAGCCCAUCCGAGGGGUGGAGGGCUCCGACUACAUCAACGGCAGCUUCAUCGAUGGGUACAGGCAGCAGAAGGCCUACAUUGCCACCCAGGGACCCCUGGCAGAGACGACUGAGGACUUCUGGAGAAUGCUGUGGGAGCACAACUCCACCAUUGUGGUGAUGCUGACGAAGCUGAGAGAAAUGGGACGGGAGAAGUGCCAUCAGUACUGGCCUGCAGAGCGCUCAGCCCGGUACCAGUACUUUGUGGUGGACCCCAUGGCUGAAUACAACAUGCCCCAGUACAUUCUGAGGGAGUUCAAGGUCACCGAUGCCAGGGAUGGCCAAUCCAGAACUAUUCGCCAAUUCCAGUUCACUGACUGGCCAGAGCAAGGAGUGCCAAAAACUGGGGAGGGAUUCAUUGAUUUCAUUGGCCAAGUACACAAGACCAAGGAGCAGUUUGGACAGGAUGGACCAAUCACUGUGCACUGCAGUGCUGGUGUAGGCAGGACGGGCGUCUUCAUCACUCUCAGCAUCGUGCUGGAGCGCAUGAGGUACGAGGGGGUGGUGGACCUCUUCCAGACGGUGAAAACUCUGCGGACUCAGCGGCCAGCCAUGGUGCAGACAGAGGACCAGUACCAGCUGUGCUACCGGGCUGCACUGGAGUAUCUGGGGAGUUUCGAUCACUAUGCAACAUAACUACUCCUGGAUACCUCCCCCAACCCCCCACCCCCGCCCACCGAUGACGAAAAGAAAAGAAAGCCCAUUCAGGAGUACGAAGUGUUCCUUCUGAGCCAUAUUCACCCACCCGAUUGUGUCCAGAAGCUGCCAGAGGGGAGAGGAGAGGAGACGAGAGGAGGGGAGGGACGAGGCGCGAGCAGGAGUCCGUCCGUCUGGCCAGCCCCCAGUCGCGGUCCUCGCAGGCUUUCAGACCCUAGACAGAGAUUUUAACAACGUUCUUCUGAUUCUACUCUGCACAUAACAUCCCUCCCCUUUUGUUUAUAUGCUACUGGUAGCAAAUAUUUUUUUUUUACACUCUUAUUCUCAUUCUCAUUAUUGUUUAUUUAGAUUUUGUAUAAUCAUUUACACUGGUAAUUAUUUUCUGAGUCUUAAAGGCCUAUGCUAUGGGACCUUAUAUUCCAUAAGUGGUACUAUUUUUUAUUUUAUAAAGUUUUUGUAGAUUAUUUUAGCAUAAGGGAUGUGCAUUUUAAGCACGUCCCUGAAUACUAAUCCCAGAGAACCACUAUUCUCUGAGCUGCUGUUGAUUUUAUGUUUUUUUUUACCAUGAUCAUAUUAUUAUUGUUGUUUUUAUUUUCCUUGUGUAUAAUUGGUCUUAUCCAGCGGAAAUGGGAGUUGAACUUUUAUAAACCUUUUCACUUCCUGGUACUUUAUAAAAAAAAAUAAAAAUGGAAAAAAGAAAUUAUAAACCAGAGUUAGUGGUACUAUAUAAACCCAUUAGGAAUUAAAUAAUUUUAAAAAAAUCAGCCAUGUACAGAUUCUAGCUUUGUUCUCAAUAGCUGUUUAAUGUGAUUUUCAAAAAGGAAACCCUACUGCUUCAAGACCUUUAUACACAGUGAAAGAGAAACGUUUGGAAUUCACAGAUUCCUGUUUUUCGCACACCAGCCAGUGAGCUGUAACAUCACUGGCUCCAGUCUGGCCUUGCACACAUCCGUGUGAACCACAGCCGUGCAAAAAUGAUGGAGAGCACAAGACCGAAGGGAGCAAGCUCUCUGCCAGGGGGCACGAAAAGUCCCGACAUUCGAAAUCAAGACCUACUGUACAUUAACAAAGAACCUUCCGGGGAUCAAGAGGUGUCUUUUUUUUCCCUUGGACUGGCCUGCUGUUAUUUUUAUAAAUAUAUAUAUAAAUAUAUAUAAACAUAUAUACAGUUCUUGCUAUCCUGCAAAAGCAGCAACUAUUGUUAAAUAUUCCACUUGCAAAUAAUCCCAGAUUUUCUUGACAAACCAUUGUGGGGGAAAACCCCAUAACAAGAGGACUUCUGUUAUUCAAUCUGUAUUAACGGUACAAUGUUAAAACUACUGUAUUAUCAUUGCUCUCACCGAGUCGGAGAAGAUGACCUUCUUAAACAUAGCGAAGCAGCACAAAUGGAUGGUGGAGGAUUUCUGCAUUUAAUCAAGUGUUUAUUUCCGAAUGACUAAAAUCCAAGAGCCGAGAUGAUUUGGAUACGAGGGACUGAAAUGUUGGCAACGCGUUCAUUUUUACCUUGUGUAUGCAUAGUGCUGUAGGGGUUAAAUCUGUUGUAUACACAGUCUGUUUUCUAUUUGUUAAUAAAAAAAAAUGUUGCAAAAACCUUGAUGUUAAUAAAGUUGAAUAAUUGGGUUUUACACAAUCCA
This is a messenger RNA of Lepisosteus oculatus (spotted gar), 7490 nucleotides long. The record is from RefSeq and is a predicted model, not a curated record. NCBI's taxonomy places the organism in Eukaryota, Metazoa, Chordata, Actinopteri, Semionotiformes, Lepisosteidae.